CUCGUUAAGAAAGGAUAUUCGUUACAUUGUUGUUAAGUUGUUAUUAUAAUUUCACAAACAAACCAACCAACCAACCAAAAGCAAACCGAAAGCCAACUGCUCGCUAAAGAGAAUUCAAAAUAAAAACCGAAAAAAAAAUAUAACCAAGGGAAUCCACUUGCCUUGAGUGCUGGGGAUUCUGCCUGGAAACAUAAUUCAAAAAACCAAAUGAACUUUUCGAAAACAAAAUUCAUUGGUCUGUGAUAAGUGAAGGUCUAGCAAAGAGGAAAUUUUUUAUAAAAACUAAAACCAACCACAAACAACACGAAGCGGAACAAACGUCAAGGAAAACCACAAAAAACGGCAGCAUUUCCCAAAUUAGCAAAAUUGUAGAAAUUAUUUAAUGCAUCAAAUCGUUUGAUCAAACAACAAGCAGCAGCAUCACCACCAGCAACAAAAACGGUGCGGUUUCACACAAAAAAGGCGGCCAUUCAAAAUAAAAAAAAAAACCGCGAACCUAGCCAAAUUAUAACACAAUUUAUUUAUAUCAUCAACUGCAAGGCGCCAGGCACUUCAUUAAGCAUUAAAGCGAGCUGCGUUUAACCGCAGAACGUGCAAAUUUCGCACCGCAAAAGUACCAGCACCACUGAGCCACCAGCCGGAAAAUGUUGGCCAUGCCCACGCUGAUGAUGCCAGCCACCGCCCAGAUGACGCUCAGCGCCGCCCACGGAAAACCCUACGAGACAAAGCUGCUGGCCAUCCACCAGACGCAUCUCCAGCAGCAGCAGCAACAGGCUUCCGCUCCCCCGCAGCAGCAGCAGCAGUCGCAGCAGCAGCCACCCAACGGCAAACAGCAGUCGCAGCAGAUGACCAUUGUCACCACCCAGCAGCAGCAGCAGCAACAACAGCAGCAGCAGCAGCAUCCCCAGUCGCAGUCGCCGCAUCAGCAGCAGCAGUCGCAACAGCAGGCCGCCGCAGCAGCAGCCGCUGCAGCCGCAGCAGCCCACCAUCAGCAGCAGCAGGCGGUGGCCGCAGCAGUCUGUGCCGCCCAGCAGCAGGCUGUGGUGGUGCAACAGCAGCAGCAGCAGUACCAGAUCCACUCGCAGCAGCAGUCGCCGCAGCAGCAGCAGGUGCUCUGCAUCUCGCCCAAGCAGGAACAAUUCCACAUCUUUGUCGGCGACUUGAGCUCAGAAAUUGAAACUCAGCAAUUGCGCGAAGCAUUCACACCAUUCGGCGAAAUCUCCGACUGUCGCGUGGUGCGCGAUCCACAAACCUUGAAGUCGAAGGGCUAUGGCUUUGUGUCCUUCAUCAAGAAAUCGGAAGCCGAAAGCGCCAUUACGGCCAUGAAUGGCCAGUGGCUUGGCUCCCGCUCAAUUCGCACGAAUUGGGCCACACGGAAACCGCCGGCGAGUAAAGAGAACAUCAAGCCGUUGACCUUCGACGAGGUCUACAAUCAGAGCAGUCCCUCCAAUUGCACCGUUUACGUGGGCGGCGUCAACAGCGCCCUCACCGCCCUCAGCGAGGAGGUCCUGCAGAAGACCUUUGCCCCCUACGGCGCGAUACAGGAGAUCCGCGUCUUCAAGGACAAGGGAUACGCUUUCGUGCGCUUCUCCACCAAGGAGGCAGCCACCCACGCCAUCGUGGGCGUGCACAACACAGAGAUCAACGCCCAGCCGGUGAAGUGUUCGUGGGGCAAGGAGAGUGGUGACCCCAACAAUGCGCAGACCAUCGCCACCCAGGCGCUGAACAGUGCCGCCGCCGCUGCCGCCGGCUUCCCGUACGGUGUGGGCGCGGCCGCCGCCGCCGCCGCCUACGGACAACAGUUGGCCGCCACGGGCUGCUGGUACUCGCCCACGCCCACCUAUCCGGCAUCCUCGGCCACGGCCGCAGCGGUGACCCCGGCGGCGGCCAGUGCAGCCGCCGUGCAGAACCAGUUCCUGCAGGGCAUCCAGGGCUAUCACUUUGGCCAGUACGGCGGCUAUCAGCAGGGAUACAUGGGCAUGGGAGUGCAGAUUCCGGCCACCUGGCAAGGCGUCACCCAGGCGCAGAUCUCACCUGCCCAGCAGCUGGCAACGGGCGUGGCCGGCACCGCCAUUCCGCAGGCCGCCGGCGUGGUGGCCUAUCCGAUACAGCAGUUCCAAGUGAGCCCCCAGGUUUAUCCUCUACUCUUGCAGGCACAGUAAACGCCAAAAGCCAAAAAAAACCGAAAAUCCAAGCAAAAUUUUUAAGUACAGCCGCAAUUUUCUGAGCAGAAACAAAACCAAACUGAGCUGUAAAUAAAAUGCGAAGCGCAGAACACACAAAUUACAAAACAAUUGAUGGCAUCUUGAAGUUUGGCGAUUUUAGAGAGCUGCACCCCAGAAACAAAAAGCAAGCGCGAAUGCAAAAUCCGAAAUCCCACACCCACAUAAAUAUAUAUCUUUAUAUAUAUAUAAAACUAGAGCAUAAUUAUCUGUCAACGCCCGUUGAAAAAGCUUCGGCGGAAGCAAACAAUUAUUAUGUAUAUGCAAACAAAAAAAAAAAAAAAAAGAAAAUGAAAAUGAAAAGAAAGCGAGCAUAUUUUUAACCCUAGUUGCUUACACCACGACACACACAAACACACCUCGAACCACAUAUUUAAUGCUUUAUGUAAUUGUGUUGGAGCACGGCGCGUAUAAAAAAAAAAAACAACAACAAUUAUUAAUUUAAUAAGGCAGCGGGAGAAAUUGCGGGCCACGAUUACAAUUUGGUCGAAGGAAAACAUAAAUCGAGUGGGUUGUUGCAGCCUAAAUCAAACAUAGUCGCAGCAUUAAAUUAAAAUAAACAUAAUUAAAAAUGCGUUAAAAUUAAUUACGCGCACACAGGCAGGCCGGCACAUGUAUUCAAGCAAAUAUGUAUGUGUGUGCGUGUAUGCAAACAAUCCUUAACCCCCCAUCAUCCCUCCUCUCACAGCAGGAUCCGCAUCAUUUUGCAUUGCCUACUUUUGUGCGCAGUUUGGUUUUAGCUUAGCACAGACACACACUUGUACACUACCUUCACGGGGCGAGUGAAAGUCGUUUCUCAUUCAUCCAACUUUUGCACACUAUCAAUUGAUUAGUGUGUGAAAUUAAAAUGGUAAAAUAGAAAGAAAAUUUGAGGAAGCGCAACUUUCACUCACCCGCACACACUUAGCACUAGUGCCUAUAAACUAUGAUAGAUGAUACUGCUUAGAAAUAACUGCCAGUUAUCGGGCCAAGUGCAGUUGAUUGGCCAACUAGCUCGUCAUGUCCUGCUAUCAUUUCCUAUAUAGAAUGCAACUGAAAGUUCACGCACUCACACCGAUUUGUGAUCGAUCAGCAAUCGAAAGACAGGUUCCUACACACGCACACUCACACGGUCUCACCAGCACUCGCAGUUUGAAGUAUCUGAAUAUAUAAAAUAAUCAUUAAAAAAAAGUACAGGAACGUCCAGCCCAGCCAGCCCAGACCAGUCCAUAAAUUGCUUAAAAGUUCACAACCUAAUUCAUUAUGACUUUUCGCUUCACUUUCAACAAGCGCUUCAGGAGAGCCAUGUACAAAGCAGCCGCAAAAAUGUUUCAAACUCCCUCCAAAACAACUUACUCUUGAAAACACGCCAGUACUAAUCCAUGUUUGUACAUGUUACGUUUAUGGUUUUAUUUCAGUUGCCAGAUGAGGAGUGGCUAGCUGCAAAUUUGUUGUGUUAGUUCUCUGUUGUUUAGGCCAAACGAAAGCGAUAAGGAAACCCAAAGCAAACCAAGUCAAAUCAAAUCAAAUCAAACCAAACAAAACCAAACCAAACCAAACCAAACCAAACCAAACCGAAACCAAAACGAAACCAAAACCGAACCGAUAACCAAACAGAAUAUCCAAGUAGCUAAAAAUAUGUAUGUGGUAUGAGUACGAGUAAAAUAUAUAGAGAAAGAGAGAUAGAGAGAGCAGAACUCCCCUAAACAAGUAAAAUAUAUUGAAAACAAUCAAAGUAUGCCAUCGAAUGAUAUUAAUUGAUAUUAGCUAAUCGAGCAUAGCCGUAAUAAAGUAGAUAUUAUCGCCUAAUCAUAUAAGCCAAUAAACACACACUUGCAGCCCAAAAACCGAGACAGCUGCGCAGGACAUAGGACAAGAUAUCCCAAAGGCAAGCAUUAAUCAACUUAAAGACAACACGACACACUCACACAAAAAGCUAUAGGGAUCGAGAUUACAUAGCAUAACAUGAAUGUGAAACAUAAGAAUAGUCAUAUGGUAAAUACAACUAAAAGUGUAGAGUAUAUUAAUGUAAAGUGGUAAAGUGUAGUCUUAGAGUUGGUUGAUAAGUACAUAGAGUAUACAGCAUAUGCAUUAAACAAACAUGCUUAUAUAACAUAUAUAUAUAUAUAUAUAUUUAUACAUAUAUAUAUAUACAAGCCGUAUAGAAAACACUCACACAGAAACAUGCAUACACUCACACGGUGUUUUACAUAUAGAGAAGAAAAACUAGAUGCGAGCAACGUAUGGUAAAUGAUAUUUAUUGUUUAUUGUGUUGUGUGCGUUGGAUGAUAAAUCACAAAUAGAUGUUCAAAAUGAAAACCAAUUAAAGCGAUGACAACAAGAACAACAGGCAGAAAUCCCAAGUACUAGAAAUAGCAAUACGCAUACGUAACGUAAUCGCAAUCGCAUUCGCAUUCGCAUCGUAUCGCCAUACGUAUCGGACAAUUAAGCUGCAAAGGACGACAGGACGAAGGGACGAAAGGACGAGGCUUGAUUUGCAUUUGACACGCCCCAAUCCCCAGUGAAUUGCAGCGUGGAAUUUGUUAUGUCAUUUUUUAGUGGAAUUUUUGCAUCAAACGCAGCCGAGCAUUUAGUUACACACACGGGUGUGGCCCUAGCACCAUUAAAUGUCUAUCGAUAAUAACCACACACAAACACACACGGACACAAAUACCAAAUACGGAUGUGUAUCCGUUGGAUGCGCUCACUCAGUACGAAUAGAAGGGUCGGGGAUUUUAGCCAAGGAUCUGAGGAUCAGCAGGACACACACACAGUCCCAUGGGGCAAUCGUACUGUAUAUUUAAAUGUUUUUAGCACUAGAAUCUAGAGAAACUACGAGGCGCAUGGCAUGCGACUUAGAUGUAGAUGUGAUUUUAAAGUGGUCGGGAUUGGGCCGGAUUAAUAAUGCAAGCAGAGUGAAGCUGACAAAUGCAUUUUUUGUUGUUAUUUUAUUUUCUAGAAUUUUGUUAAGUAUAACGAAAAUGCGAGAACAGAAAAAUUUUGAAAUGUUGUUGACCAAACGAAAAAUAAAAUAAUCUUAAAAAAACAGUUUUGCAGAAAACCAAAAUUUGGCUAGGAAAACAAAGAAAUUAAAAAACAUUUAUAAGUGAACAAGUUUAUAGUUAAGACAAAAAAAAAACCCAAAAAAAAAAAUAUUAUCGGUUUGUUUGUUAAUGUUUGCGCUACAUAUCAGUAAAGAGUUAAAAUGGGUAGUUGGCACGUAGAAAUAGUGAAGAGUUGGAAACUAAAUAAGAAUUAACUGUGGAUGGUAAAAAGCAUAAAAGAAGCUGACAAAGACGACGAACUAAAUAAUAUACAAAUAUAAAAGAUAAAUGAAAAGCAUUAAAAUAUAUUAAUAACAGCUGUAACUGUAUGUAUUUAUGUUGUGUAACUAUAAACUGUGCUAAGUCAUUUAUAUACGUCUAUAUAUAUAUAUAUAUGAACAUAUACAAAGUAUUUAUACACAUGGCAGCCCACGUCACAUAUACAGCAGAGAGGUACUAAUCCUGGCAGAAGGAUUUGCCCAUCCCAAAAACAGAAAUAAAAACAAAAGCCAGGGCACUACAAGGAUACUGUGUAGUGUGUGCACUAUAUUGCCGGAUGAUGAUGAUUAUUAUUAUUAUUAUUCAUCGACUCAGGUUCUGUUCCGAUCAUAGUCCGUUUCCACCAUUAGUCAAGCGUAAUUCAAUUCCGAGUCCUUCGCUUUGAGUUACUAAUUCGGUUUGGGUUCAAAGCCAACUACACACUGAAACGAUUGCAGUUAUUAACCAUAAACUACAAUUACCAAUUAGUCAAUUCAAAGUGUAAUUAACUGGAGUGCUGAAACAGGAGCAGUUAGCGAAAUUUACCACACACGCAACGCGAAAAGCAACAGCAUGCGAUGCAAAUGGAAGCACAUAGCAUAAAUUAAACUAAACGGGGGGAGAACAAAUUUUAACGAGAUCCAAUUGCAGCAACGCGAAACCGAAAAUCAAUCAAAUAAAAGUAUUAUCUAAGCUACAAACAAUUAUAUAUAUUUACAUGCUGGCAGACCCUUCAACGUGAAUGGCACUGCAUACUAGUAUUCCCAGUUCUGAGUAUGUGUGUGUGUUUUCGUAAGUUUAAUUACACACCAGCAAGGAUAUGGCAGGAGAAUAUGAUUUGCAAAUGCAAAUACAAUUCAGAAAUAUUAUAGUAAACGUACUAGCCACGAUAGCCGUUGGAACCAAAUCAAAUUCAGCAUCUACUGAGCAGGCAAACAGGAUAUUUUUGUGCAAUAAACCAGGCGAAAGGAAUGAAGGGCAUGUUAUGCAAUUAAAAUUACACUAAUAUUGUAAACAAAUCAAAUGCAAAUGUAGAAAAAAAUCAAACGAUGAGCAAACAACCAAAAGCUGCUAACAAAACAAACAUCAAAAGGAAAACAAAAGCUAAAACCAAAAAAGUUUUGAAAGCCAUUCGACACAAGGACAGAACACACUCACAGAUACAGAUACAGAUACAAAUACAGAUACAAAUACAGAUACAAAUACAGAUACAGAUACAAACUCAAACAUAGAUAUCGAUAUUAUACGAACAAUAUAUAUAUAUAUAUACAUAUAUAUAUACAGACGUAAAAUAUGAUAAGUAAAUAGCAAAUAACUAAAGUAAACAAAGUAUAGAUAUCGACUGCAGUAUUGCAAAUAUUUUGUAGAAAUUUAAGCAUGUUUGAGUGUGUUUUAGGACAAGGAAAACACAAAGGCGUAGGGCAAACAGGAUGAAAAAAUCGAGAACAUUGUAGCGGAAUAAAAGGGCCGAAAACAUAAGCAAACAACCAAAACAACCAAACCAAACAAAACAAGAACAAGAACAAAGCCGAAAAUUGAAAACCUAAUGCAUAAGCUAAGUAUUAAAUAUACACUAAAACAGAAAUAUAUAUACAAUUUAAAUACGGCAUCACCAGUCACACAGACAUACACACAUAAAAACGGCAUUUGCAUAAGAAAACACACACAAGUGAAACAACGUAACGAAUAUUAAAAGAGUUAAUCAAAUUAAGCAUAACAAGAAAUUCAAAAGAAAAAUAUUUAUAGUUGAAAACAAAACAAACAAAUAAAAAAAAAAAAACGGGCAAUUUGGUUGCGUAUUUGUAUACCAACGCGCCAAAGAAACCCAAAUAACCCGGCAGCAAAAUGCAAGCAAAAUAUUUUACAACAAUGUCAGCGCAGCGUGGAGGUCACCACCUCAUCGAGAUGGUCUCGCAGCAGAGGUGACCCCGACCGGUUGGGGGAAGGUUUUAGAGCUAGACGCUGGAUGGCCAUAAGAGGCGAAAUGCAUAGAGAAAUUAUACUUAGGUGACAGCAAACAAGAGAUAAAAAACAAACACAAAAAUAACACAGAAACAAGAGUGUAAUAACAGGCGAGAUGGAAAACAAAGAACAACUGCAACAUAGAAAUGAUGAAAAUAAGUAAAUAUACCGAAUAAACAACAAAAAUUAUAUUAUGUAUACAUAAAUAUAUUGAAAGAAAACAAAUAAAA
Drosophila santomea is the source of this 7695-nucleotide messenger RNA. RefSeq names its product RNA-binding protein 208. The coding region runs from base 645 to 2162 and encodes 505 amino acids. Lineage: Eukaryota; Metazoa; Arthropoda; Insecta; Diptera; Drosophilidae. The record is from RefSeq and is a predicted model, not a curated record. Gene Ontology annotation, molecular function: RNA binding. The transcript is spliced from 9 exons.